This is a messenger RNA of Lemur catta (Ring-tailed lemur), 2382 nucleotides long. RefSeq names its product zinc finger protein 576 (gene ZNF576). The record is from RefSeq and is a predicted model, not a curated record. Gene Ontology annotation, molecular function: RNA polymerase II transcription regulatory region sequence-specific DNA binding; DNA-binding transcription factor activity, RNA polymerase II-specific. Bases 325 to 882 code for a protein of 185 amino acids. Gene Ontology annotation, cellular component: nucleus. The transcript has 3 exons. NCBI's taxonomy places the organism in Eukaryota, Metazoa, Chordata, Mammalia, Primates, Lemuridae. Gene Ontology annotation, biological process: regulation of transcription by RNA polymerase II.
GGACCCGGUUAGCACGACUCUACUACUACCGAUGGCAGUCCGGGCUGUCACCUUUGACAGGCUCAUCAAGCGAAAGGGCGCGGAAACCACGGGGACCCUGAGACUCGGUGGGCCCUCCGCUACUUUCCUGUGCGUGGCGGCGCUGUGGCGAGCGACUGACAGGCGCAGCGAAAGGCAGCCCUCUGCUGUACGGAGAAAAGCAGAGGCCUGGGCGACCAGCCCGAGCAGCAGGGACCCAAAGGCAGUGCUUAACACAGCUGCUGAAAGCGUGCGUGGGAGGCGGGGGCUCUGGGUAGAACGAAAGUCACAGGAUGUCACAGAAGCAUGUCUCCCGGGAAGAAGCGAGCUAAAAGAGGGGUCCCAGUCACCAUGGAGGACCCACACCCUGAAGAGCCCAUGGAGCAGCAGGAUUCACCCAAUGAGAGGAGCCCCCGAAGUCCAGGAGACAGCAUCUGCCACCUGGGGGCCCUGCAGUGCACCCGCUGCCUCAUCACCUUCGCAGAUUCCAAGUUCCAGGAGCGUCACAUGAAGCGGGAGCACCCAGCGGACUUCGUGGCCCAGAAGCUGCAGGGGGCCCUCUUCAUCUGCUUCACCUGUGCCCGCUCCUUCCCCUCCUCCAAGGCCCUGAUCGCCCACCAGCGCGGCCACGGUCCAGCCACGAGGCCCUCCCCGCCGGCUGCACCCACCGCUGCCCAGCCCACCUUCCCUUGUCCCGACUGUGGCAAGACCUUUGGGCAGGCUGCUUCUCUGAGGCGGCACCGCCAGGUGCACGAGGCCCGCGCCCGGCCUGGUACCUUUGCCUGCACCGAGUGUGGUCAGGACUUUGCCCAGGAAGCAGGGCUGCAUCAACACUACAUUCGGCAUGCCCGGGGGGAGCUCUGAGUGCAGCGUGAGCCCUCUCCACGGUGAUAAGGGACUCUGUGGCUGGUAGGACCCACCAUGAUAUGGGGCACAGGAACUCCGGGGGCCUUGGAGGGAUUUUCUUCCCUCCUUGGGAAAGCAGAGAGCUCUCUGAUUAAUAGGACCCAAAAGAUUCUCAUUUAGAGCUUCAGUCUUUGGAGGACGCAGGGUCUUUAGGGAAACUGAAAUCUUUUGUUUCAAAAACAACGGGCAAGAAAGAGAGCGAGAGGGAAAAAUGAUUCGUAUCUCCCUCAUUCCCAAUUAAAUAACUAGCUGCAGAUUGUGUCAUCACAUUUAAUGCUUCCCAGAUGGAUGUCAUGGGGUACAGGACCAAAUUGCCCUGGAUCUGUGCCUGAAGUGGGGGCAGGGAAGGCGAGGUGUUGCUGGCCUGUAAUGUCUCCUGGGAGUUCCAGACACCGACCAACAUGGGCCUUUGGGGGUGGAGUAGCAAGUCGGAAGCUGGACCCUAAAUCAAGUGGGGGUUGUAAUUUGAGUCCUUGUCUUCUUCCCACCCCCUGCCAGCCUUCUCCACUCAAAGAGGGGCUGUGGCAUUGGAUGGCACUAGCCUCUCGGAUAAGUCGUGCCCCAUUUAAAUAAUUCUGUGUAUCAUUCUAAGUCAUGGAAUAUUUUUUAUACAUGUAGGUGAGAUGACAUGAAUAAACUAACAGAAAUAGUACCUAAAAACAGAAACAUCCAUAUUAAAAUAUCUAAGCAGGAAGCUCUGGCUUUUGAGUGGGACUUUCCAGAGAACAGAAGGGUGUGGGAGGGGGGGCAGCUCAGGACAGAGUUGGCCUAGCCUUGUGGGGAAACUGGUUUGGAAUCAAACAGAGAUACCUUCUGUUUCGUGUUCUAUUUGGCCAACACUGGGAGAUUUUUUCUGUUAAGAUCCUAUUUUCAGCUCUCUUGAAAGGCCCAACCCAGGCUUACAUUGUCAGCAGGGGCAGGGCAAAAGCUACAGCAAGCUGGAGCUGAGCAGUGUCACCCUCAGACUGGAGAUGAGUCCCACCAGGCCAGCUUUACUCCCUUACGUUACCUGCCCUGCCCCUAGAGUCAGUGGCUGAUGCCCUGCAUACAAUGCUCACACUGUUUGAAUUGAGGGAUGUUCUUAAAGCCUACAGCUGGGGUGGAAGUAGUAGAGACUGACAGCUGUCUCCCAAUUUUUAGCUAGGCACGUGGUAGCUAAAAGACUACAUCUCCCAGAUUCCCUUGCAGCUAGAUGUGGCUGGAGUUCUGGCUAAAUUUCUGAGUAGGCUCCUCGAGCUUGGGAAAGGGACAUGCCUUUCCUCUACCUUUCUAACUGGAAUAUGGAUGUGGUAUCCAGCCUUCUUGGACCAUGAGGACAAGAGCAACACGUGGCAUGGCAGAGCAACAAGACAGCAGGAGCCUGGGUCUCUGGUCAACUUCAUGGAGCAGAGCCACCAUACCAGCCUACUUCCAUACUGCUAUGUAAGAAAAAAAUAAAUCUCUGUCUUAUUCAAGCCA